This is a messenger RNA of Cladocopium goreaui, 1599 nucleotides long. The record is from the annotation of a GenBank genome assembly. NCBI's taxonomy places the organism in Eukaryota, Dinophyceae, Suessiales, Symbiodiniaceae.
AUGGAUGUGGCCAUGUAUUUGCAGCUGUUGACAUUCUUCGUGGGCUGGAUCCUAGAAGGGCCUGAGAUUGACAUAAGUGACAAAAUGGAUCGCUGUGAAGCAUCUAGAGAAACAAUCCGGUCUGUCCUUAGUGCGACUGGGGUCCACAGGAUUACCCAGGUUUUGGCUGAGGCAUGGCAAGUGUUCACUGCCAUCAAAAUUUCUGGGCCAAACCCAGCAUGCUUGGUCCAGAGUGUACCUCCUCCCAUUGCUGGGGCAGCGCCUGCCAACGAACCUGGUGAUUUGGCUUUGGUUGGGAUGAUUUCCCACGCUAGCAUUUUGGAAGAAGAAGCCGCAGUUAUGCUGGAUUGGCUUGAUGACAUCCAAUCCUAUGCUGAGGGAAAGAGAUUACCAGUUGUCCUCAACUGGAUUCAAGACCUCAGGCUGGUUGCUGACCCAUCCAUUGGUGUCAGUGAUUUGACCCAAUGCUGGGAGUCUUGGAUGGAAGACUUGGGCCACUCGAAGGUGCGCACAGCUUUGAAGCCUCCAGAUGGCACCUCAUGGAAGACGUCUCCUGAGCCUGCCUGGCUUGCCUCCGUCAGUGAGCGAGCUGGGACGAAGAAUAUAGAUACAGGAAAGAUGUCUAGCCAAGAGUUCACGGAGCAAGUGGAUGAGUGGGUGCGCAUAGGCCUUGCACAGCUGAGAACUUUGAGGAUGUCCCAACUUGCCCGCACUCGCUGCUUCCGCAAGUCCAGCCCUGAAGAACAACAGAAGCUUGAAAAACUGAUGGGAUGCUUGACUGAAGUGGAUGCAGAAGAGAGUUUAGUCUCCAAAGAACAGGUUCAGGCUAUCGUUCCUGUCGCACAGGCACAAGAUGAAGAUCCAAUGCGAGAAUCCUCCAGCAGUGCCAAGCCAGCACCUAUUCAGGUGCAGCUGCCCUUAGACCCUUCAGAAGUUUUCGCGUCGGUCCUCAACAAAGAGGCUGGAAAGGCCGUUCCAAGCCCAGUUCGUCAGCAAAGAGUCGAAGCACAGGGGAACCAGUUCAAUGGUUUUCUUUCUGGUCUGAUGACCAUGGGAGCCCGUGGCAAAGAUGGAGAUUAUGAUCUCUUGAAGGCAUGUGAAAAGCGAAUGCCUCUCAACGAGGGCUUCUCCAGCCAGCUCCAGAGGUCAAACAAGGAGAUAAAGAAGCUUGAAGAAGAAAGAAACACCUUGCAGAUGGAUGAAGUAGCACAGCCACCUGAGGAGUCUCAGGAUCAAGGUGCAGCCAUGUCUGAUGGUUCUGGUGAAAAAAAUGAGAUACCAGAGGGAUUUGACCCUCAAGCGAGCCGUGCUCUCAACCGCAAGAGGUUCACAAGCAGAGCCUGGCACGCUGGGAUGGACCAAGCCAUUGCCCAAGGUUUGCACGGUGAUGAGGCAAAAGAAAAAGCAAGAGAAAGCUCGCAGAAGGCUUCAGAAGAGUUUGUCCGCCUUUGGCCCAACCCCAAGCCCAAGAUGGCAGCCAAGAAAAAGGCAGGCUCGGCUACCAAUUUUGGGACUUGCAUCCCUUCUUUGAAGAAGCAGAAGCCUGACACCAGCAAGGAGAAUGUCCCGCCUGUGCAGAAGAGCCAGGAUGUCGACUAG